CCGGGCUUUCCUGGCAAGGCAGGCCCGGGCGGAGCGUUGGGCCUGUGGUCGCCAUGGCGACGGGAGCGCGUGGUGGAGGCCGCCGAGCAGCAUGUACGACCGCGCUCCCCGCGUCUUGACCUUGACCGCCGGCGGCACCGCGUCCCACCUGGGGCCGGGCUGCUACGAGUUACCUCCCGACACCAAACGGCUCCAAGUUGGCUAUGCUCCUUUUCUUUCUUUCGCAAGUCGUGGCCAUGGAAGUAUUUAUCAGAAUGCUGAGAGCGAUGUUCCAGGACCGGGAUCCUAUGAGAUCGAGAAAAUGCAGAAAACCGUUAAAGGGGGCAAGAGUCCUCAGUAUAAAGAGAAACGUUUCCGAGAGAUCCGUGCCGAUACUCCUGGUCCUGGAACAUAUUGCCAGCCUCCUUCAAUGGGCGUAGACAUCAGUAGGAUAAAGAAACAAUCAAAAAUCUCUGCAGCACAGAAACUUGCAGAAUGCAUCAAAGUCUUCCGAAAAUCAGAGGCUCCCUCUAUUCCUUCCCAAGGACAAUCAUUUGGUUAUGAAGAGGCUGCUGAUGGCACUCUUUUAAAGCAUCAUCCUCCUUCAAGAGACACUACUUUAGGUCCAGCAUACUAUCAGACAAAAGGUGAUUGUAUUUACCCUACCAUGAAACAUAAGGAGUGCAUUGGCAAUUUGACAGAAAAGCGACAUGCAUUUAAGCCACGUGAGGGCCCCGGACCUGCAGAUUAUGACGUGAUUCCGGAAAACGCAGUGCAUUAUGAAAAUGUCAACAUCAGAAAGGAAGACCAGAGAAAAUAUGACCUCUAUGUUCCACGGUAUCAUGAAGUAAUAGUAUUACAGGAAGAAAAGAAGGGUGUUCCAGGUCCUGGCCAGUAUUACAUAAGAAGUCAGUUUGAGAAGCCAGUUAGUGCAACACGAAGUGCUCCUUUCCUUUCUCUUGCCCAAAGAUUUGCACCUGUGAAAUCAACUGCCCCAGCUCCUGGCACAUAUAAUGAAACUCGUUGCGCUCUUGAGUCCUUGAAGAAAGCGACUCAAACAAAAAACAUUCCAUUUGGCAAUACAGCUGUUCGAUUCACCCAAGACCACAGGCUGCGAAAAAGUCCAGGUCCUGCAUUCUAUAAUAUUCUCAACCACAGCAUUGCAACAGAAAGUCUUAAAAAGGCUGACAUGGAAAAAAAGAAAAAAGGAGCAUUUGGUUCUUCAGUUCCUAGACUCUUAUAUUUAGUCAAGAGAGAAGCUUUUACUACUCCUGGACCAGCUGAUUAUCAGGUUAAAGAGACCACUGAAGAACCACAAAAGAAGAAGAAGGAAUUGGCCAUUUUUGCUUCAGUUACAGAAAGAAUUCCAAGAGUAAGCUCGGAAGCUCCACCACCAGGCUCCUAUGAUGUACAAAAAUCAUUUGAGAAAUCACAGUGUAAAAGUGAAUACAUGGCUCCCCGAACUGCCACGGCUAAAAGGAAGCAUACUUCUUUUCUCAGUGGCUCAAUUAGGCACGGUAUAUGUGAGGCCAAGAAGGAUAUGCCAGGACCAGGGGCAUACAGCCCAGAAACAUCCAGCUUAAGGGUGAAAUCACCUUCCUAUGUUGCGGUAUAUGUUUCCCAGGUGGAACGUUUUAAAGAAGCAAAAGAUGACACUCCUGGACCCGGGACGUACGAGCUGAGUCCACUUCUGAAAGAUACAGUCCUGAAGAGAACAUUCAAUGCAACAUUGAAUAAUCCAGUUGUGAUUGAAGUGGGCAAUUCCAUUUACAGACCUAUGACAGAGAAAGAUAUUUUCUGUGUGUCGAAUGAACUAGUCUCAAAAAAACAAAAUGAAACCACAGUAGCUGGGUCCCUUUGAAGGUUGUCCUGUGAAGAAAUGUCAACAGUUUGAUGACGUCCUCAUAUCAUUUGUUUGUUUUGUCUUCCGGGAUAUAAAAACUGCUCUUGCAAU
Molecule: messenger RNA, 1933 nt
Organism: Lacerta agilis (Sand lizard)
Lineage: Eukaryota; Metazoa; Chordata; Lepidosauria; Squamata; Lacertidae
Gene: STPG2
Product: sperm tail PG-rich repeat containing 2
Source: RefSeq, a predicted model, not a curated record